GGAAGGAGGAGGAGGAGCAUGAAGAUUAUGGAGCUGUUUUGCUUCUGACCAGGAAGGAACUCUGACUUUAAAUGCAACAUGAACCUUUUCUUCACUCCAUGCAAGAAUCUGAGGAAUUACUGGCCUAAUCUCAUACUUCUGCGCUCCUCUUAGGUUUGGUAUGUGUUGUUAAAUUCUAACAGCUUAGCAAUGCUAAAGUCUCUGAGGUCUAGGCUGCUGAAAUACUUAGUGUUAGGUUCAACUAUCUUGGUUUCACUUCUAAUUUGCCUUCUUUGGAAUAGUAGCGUGUCAGGGUUGCCUUCUAGGAGCUUAGCACCUCUAAAAGAUGAGCUUUACAAGGUCAUCUCACCAUCCACGUACAGAUACAUCCUCAACCAGCCCAAACUGUGUGAAAGGAGAAAUCCUUUUGUGGUGUUUAUGAUACCAGUGACAGGAGAAGACAGCAAGUCCAGGUCAGCUAUUAGGAAGACCUGGGGUCAAGACAAUUUACUCCCAAAUGUGGACAUUGCCAGGUUGUUUUUCACUGGACAGCCAAGUGAACCCAAUACAAAUCUUGAGAAACAUCUUCAAAAGGAGAGUAAAGCCUAUGGAGAUAUCAUCCAAAUGGACUUUCUGGAUACUUACCGCAAUCUCACCAUCAAAACUAUGAUGAUCAUGAACUGGCUGGCUACUUACUGCCCUUCAGCCCAAUAUGCCAUGAAGGUUGACGCCGACAUCUUCGUCAAUGUGCCUUAUCUCGUGCACCACCUCCAAAACCAGGCUUCCCAUCAGGACUAUAUCACAGGGUCAGUCAUUAACGAUGGUCACCCUCGCAGGAAUCCACACAGCAAGUGGUUCCUGUCUGAGGAAGUAUAUCCAGAGAGCUUAUUCCCACCCUAUGUGUCUGGAGCUGGUUAUGUGUUUUCUAUUGACCUGGCUAAAAAAAUAUCAAGGGCUUCUAGAUUUGUGCGCCCCAUUGACAUGGAGGAUGUUUAUGUGGGUUUGUGCCUCCAUUACUUAAAUGUCCGCCCAGUCUUCUCUCGGACACUUUUACCUUACAAGAACUUGUUUGAGAUCCGUCGCCUGGAGUACGACAAAUGCACCUUUGCACAGAGAAUCAUCAUCACGGGCUUUACGCCGAGCCAACUGCUGAACAUCUGGCAUGACUUUCAGAGUGCUGGUUUGUCGUGUUGAUGCUACAAUACAGCUGCUCCUAACAGACUGGUUUGGAUGGGAAAAGGAGACUAGAACACUGGAAACUUGUACAAUGUUGUAGCUCAGGCUAACUGACCAUUGAAUGUUUGACCAGAUGAAUAAUGUAUUAAUAAUAAUUAAUGAUAGAUUAAUAAUGCCUUUGUGCCUUAUCAAAAGAAGAAGAAAUGUCCAUAUUGAAAUGGUUUGUCUUUAAGCCUUGGGAAUAUGUUCAGUAUGCAGUAUGCAGUUACACAAAACAUUUUAGGUGUCCAUAUAGUCAAAUGAUGCAUUUAGUUGAUCAUCUAUGUGAAAAUCGUUGAUACAUCCUCUACAGAGAACAAAAAUAAAUAAAAAAAUAUAAAAUGUG
Messenger RNA from Pygocentrus nattereri (red-bellied piranha), 1540 nucleotides. RefSeq names its product beta-1,3-galactosyltransferase 8 (gene b3galt8). NCBI's taxonomy places the organism in Eukaryota, Metazoa, Chordata, Actinopteri, Characiformes, Serrasalmidae. The transcript has a single exon. The record is from RefSeq and is a predicted model, not a curated record. The coding region runs from base 190 to 1173 and encodes 327 amino acids. Gene Ontology annotation, cellular component: membrane. Gene Ontology annotation, molecular function: N-acetyl-beta-D-glucosaminide beta-(1,3)-galactosyltransferase activity.